Molecule: messenger RNA, 1868 nt
Organism: Strongylocentrotus purpuratus (purple sea urchin)
Lineage: Eukaryota; Metazoa; Echinodermata; Echinoidea; Camarodonta; Strongylocentrotidae
Gene: ppp4c
Product: serine/threonine-protein phosphatase 4 catalytic subunit
Exons: 11
Coding region: 146-1069 (307 amino acids)
Biological process (GO): peptidyl-serine dephosphorylation; double-strand break repair via homologous recombination
Cellular component (GO): nucleus; cytoplasm
Molecular function (GO): protein serine/threonine phosphatase activity
Source: RefSeq, a predicted model, not a curated record
GCAUACUGUACAUUGGGAUUCACUAGCGUAGCAAUGCGCGUGUGCUUACAUUACUAGUCACACGUUAAACGCAUACGGAACAAGCGACACCGGGGUAUGUCUGCGUAGAUUGGCUAGACGAGAGAAGAGAAGACAAGAUUUAAAGAUGGCAGACUGUAGCGAUUUAGAUAGACAAAUAGAGCAGCUGAGAAAUUGUGAAAUCAUCAAAGAAAGUGAAGUCAAAGCAUUAUGUGCCAAAGCAAGGGAAAUUCUAGUAGAAGAAAGCAAUGUACAGAGAGUUGAUGCUCCAGUCACAGUAUGUGGGGAUAUCCAUGGUCAGUUCUAUGACCUCAAAGAAUUAUUUAAGGUUGGCGGUGAUGUUCCUGACACAAAUUAUCUCUUCAUGGGUGACUUUGUGGACAGAGGCUUUUACAGUGUAGAAACUUUUCUUCUUCUUUUAGCUCUUAAAGUUAGGUACCCAGACAGAAUCACAUUAAUUCGAGGGAAUCACGAAAGCAGGCAAAUCACCCAGGUCUAUGGUUUCUACGACGAAUGUCUAAGAAAGUAUGGUUCCAUCACGGUGUGGAGAUACUGUACAGAGAUCUUUGAUUACCUUAGUCUGUCUGCCAUCAUUGAUGGAAAGAUCUUCUGUGUCCAUGGAGGCCUCUCACCGUCCAUCACAACGCUAGAUCAGAUUAGAAUGAUUGACCGAAAGCAGGAGGUACCUCACGAUGGUCCCAUGUGUGAUCUAUUGUGGUCGGAUCCAGAAGAUACACAAGGAUGGGGAGUGAGCCCCAGGGGUGCUGGCUAUCUCUUUGGUAGCGAUGUCGUCAGUCAGUUCAACGCAGCCAAUAACAUUGACAUGAUCUGCAGGGCGCAUCAGCUGGUGAUAGAAGGUUACAAGUGGCAUUUCAAUGAAACAGUGCUAACGGUCUGGUCUGCCCCCAACUACUGCUACAGAUGCGGAAAUGUGGCUGCCAUCUUGGAAUUAGACGAGCAUCUGCAGAGGGACUUUACGAUAUUUGAAGCUGCUCCUCAGGAGGUUCGAGGGAUACCCGCCAAAAAGCCUCAGCCAGACUACUUCCUGUGAUCAGCACCAACCAUCUCAACCGUUUUUUAUACCGCAAGUUUUAUCUUUUUUGUGACGAGAUAGAUCUCAAUAUUUUUCCAAUUCUGAUCCAGCACUUGAUCCAGCAGGGCCUGGAAACCCUGUAUCACUACCUUGUCACAUGAUCCACAGAUCCAGUUCUUGUAUUGAGGAUCUGUGAAUGUCGGGGCAGCUACGAAGCGAAGCAGAGUUUGUACUAGCUAUGUAGUUUUCAGCAUGGAGAGUAUGGUAUCUGCAAAGGGUCAGAAGGACGAUUAAUCUAUUUAAAAGAUACGAGCUGUAGUAGCCCUCUGGUUCACAGUCAGCUCCAUGCCCUAUUGCACAUGUCACAUCUUGUAUGCUAGAUUUGUAAUGGAGUUACGCUUGCACUUUUUUAGUAUGUUUAUGAUAUGCUGUAGAAGCAGGCCGGGACUUGCGCAGGCCAGAAUCCAUGCAUCAAAUGAUCCACUUUCAUGCUUCAAACUUAAUUGAAUCACAAUACUCAUUUUUUUCAAUACAGUGAAAGUUUCAUGCCUUCAAUAAUCACGGACAUUCGGCACUUGACAAAAUUCUUCGGUUUUACGAUAUGUACAGAACAAUGACGUUUAGUUGUCUUUGCAAUGUUUUCUAAAUUCACCAAUCAUUUCACUGUGCUUUACGAGUCAAAACAAUGGAUAAUUUUGUUGGCCAUGUUGUAACAGUAGUUUGGGGUGAUUUUACGUGAGAUUUGAAAGGUAGUUGUCUUUUUAUCGUCGGAAGAUGUUGAUCUGGAUGCGCUCACUGUACAUAUGUGAACAGAAAA